Messenger RNA from Spodoptera litura, 1535 nucleotides. NCBI's taxonomy places the organism in Eukaryota, Metazoa, Arthropoda, Insecta, Lepidoptera, Noctuidae. The record is from RefSeq and is a predicted model, not a curated record.
UAUUUGUUGACGUUUCAAAAGUACCAAACUAUGGUUUAAUAGCAAUAAAUGCUUUGACUUUGACUAAAUUACUAAAUCUAUGUAUGACAUUUUAGGCCAUAAAACGAUGCCCUGUGGCAUACCUUUCUUUUUAAGAAAAGAAGUGGGUUGUUCUUUUUGUUCUCUUUGUUUGUUCUAACAAUGAUCUCAUUAUAUGUUUCUAGAAUUAAUGUGCAUCUUUUGAUUAGAAUGGGAUGGAAACAAGAUGGCAGUGCAUUUAAAGAAAGGUAUUUACGUUGUGGCCGGUAAAAGGACACCUUUUGGAAAAAAUGGAGGAAUACUCCGUGAAGUAUUAGCUGAGGAUCUGUUCGCCACUGCGGCUGCCGCAGCUCUCAGGGCCAGCGAUAUAGCACCUGAUCUGAUAGACACCGUCAACAUCGGGCAAAUAAGUUCAUUAUCACAACAUGGAAUCUCUGGUCGACACGCAGCUCUAAAAGCAGGCAUCCCCGCAGACCGACCUGUUCUCAGUCUAAACCAGAUGUCUGGAUCAGCCUUCAGUGGUAUAAUUUGCAGUGCACAGGAAAUACUUCUAGGAGCAACUAAAAUAUCUCUUUGUGGUGGCAUGGAAACAUUAUCUUCAAUUCCUUUCCUCGUCCGCGACAUACGUUAUGGUGUACCAUCGGGAACGACCCCACAAUUCGAAGAUAAACUCCGCAUGAGUUUCUUAGAUUCUUACUGCAAUAUGUACCUAAUUGAAGCUGUUGAUGUUGUUGCUAAAAUGUAUGGGGUGACCAGAGAAGAGGCUGAUAAAUAUGCUCUGAGAUCGCAAAAGAGAUGGAAAGAUGCGGACUCAAAAGGCAUCUUUAAUGAAGAGCUAACUCCAGUUGUAAUAAAGGAAAAGGGUCGUGAAAUAAUUAUGACGAAGGAUGAGCACCCACAGCCCGAUAUCACAUUUGACGAGCUCAGUCAAUUGCCACCUUUGUUCAAAGAUGGUAUCGGUACAUCUGGUAAUUGCACCGGAGCAAAUGACGGCGCUUCUGCGGUAGUUUUAGCUAAUGAAGAAGCUUUAACAACCCAUAACUUAAAACCGUUGGCGCGAUUAGUGGGUUGGUCAACUGUAGGAAUAGAUCCAGUGAUGAUGGGAAUUGCGUCUAUUCCAGCUAUACAGUCACUUCUCAAGACUACAGGACUUUCUAUUGAUGACAUGGAUUUAUUUGAGAUACAUGAAACAUACGCCGCGACAGCAUUGAUUAUUGCUAGGGAGCUAGGCGUAGAUCACAACAAACUGAACCUCAAUGGUGGAGCAAUCUCCAUCGGUCACCCGUCAGGAGCAUCGGGGGGAAGAUUGUUAACGCAUCUCACGAAUGAGCUCAGGCGAAGGAACUUAAAGAGGGGAUUAACAGCAAUGUCCAUAGCUGGUGGGCAAGGCAUAGCCAUGAUCAUCGAGGCUGUUUAAAUUGCAGAUACAAAUAUGAAAGAAUAAAAAUACUAUGUGCCAAACAAAAAUUGCUGCCUAAACGAUUACCUAUUAAAUAUACAAAUAAAAAUCAUUUGAA